Messenger RNA from Ciona intestinalis (vase tunicate), 1805 nucleotides. The record is from RefSeq and is a predicted model, not a curated record. NCBI's taxonomy places the organism in Eukaryota, Metazoa, Chordata, Ascidiacea, Phlebobranchia, Cionidae.
GCAUAACAACAUGCGCUUAGUUUCGAUAUAGGGAAUUCACCCAUAGGCUAAAACAAAUUUUAGGAAAAGCUGGUUUGUUUUAAAAUUUCGUUUAGUUCCUCAUACGUUAUCAUGUCGAAAUCCGUCGUCGUUCUCUGUUUAUCUGGUAGAAGAAGAACCGUCAAGUUCACUCCAAAUUUUACCAUUGUGCAGAUUUUAGAAGAAGUUUGCAAAAAAGAAAAUCUCGAUCCUGCAUGUCAUGAAUUGAGGAAUGGUCGAUCAGUUGUUGAUCGUUCGUUACCAUGGCGAUACACCAACCUACCCAACAAUGCAAAACUUGAACUGUUUGAAUCUAAACAAACAGAAGGUGUUUCUGAUGUGAGAAUUGCCGUACAACUGGACAAUGGUCAUCGCUUACAAGGGACUUUUUCUUCCCCAUCUACAUUGUUGGCAAUUGUUCAAAACUUUUCUGAAGAAAUUAAAAAGCAGUUACCAGAAGAGCAUUUGAAAACUCCAUCUGUUGUUUACAUGAGACAAGAAAUAACUGGGGAAGAACUUUUGUCAAAGUCAACUCUUAGGCAACUUGGAAUUGUAAAAGGAAGUGCAUUGUUGAGGCUUUCAUACAAAGAGCAAGAAGCAUCCACAUCUGAUCAAUCUUCAUCCCAUAAGUCUUCCGAUCCUCCACCCUCCUGUUCUUCUCAACCUCCAGUUGUCGAAAAAAAAUCUUCAGAACCAAAAGUGUUCAAAAAUAGUGAUGACUUGAAAAACAUCAACAAAGAAGACGCUCCAAAACCAGCAUCACCAAGCGAUCCUCCAAUUACGGAAAACUCCUCCGUUUCUAGUAUGAGCGUGGGAUCAGUUUAUAAGAGCACAAGUGAUGCGAGUAUGAUGAGUCUUCCAGAUAUAGUGUCUGAUCCGGAUACAGCGGAUGUUAAAGAACAACCUUCCACGAGCAAGGUAAAAAGAAAGGUGUCUGAAGAUGGUAAUUCUACAACAAAAAGAAUAAAAACUGAGGAAAGUGAGUCACCAGAAGAGACUUCAUAUCAAGUUGAUCUUUCCAAUUUCAAGUUUCCGGAAGAAAGCAAAGGGCAGUCACUUUAUGACUCAGCAUCUUGUUCAUACAACGAGUCAGCGCUUUCCGAACCAUGUGAUCGGCAAGAAGUAUUGUUUUUGGAAAAAGGACGAAACACACAAUCAAAUGAAGAAGUAGAUGACAAGUUUUUUGAAGUGACAGUUGAAGAUGUACGGAAUAUGAUGGCAGAUUUGCAACAGGAACGCAAAAAACACGAAAGCAAAGAGUUGCUAACUGAAGAAAUAAGAAAAGCAAGGAGAUUGGAAAAAGCAUCAAAAUACCCCAAAGUUAUUGUUAGGGUUAUUUUUCCAUCUCGUCAUGUCUUACAAGCAAUGUUUAACCCCUUAGAAACUAUGAAGGAACUCUAUGCUAUAGUGGAAGAACAUGUCUCUCAAUCAUUUUAUUUAUACACAUCACCGCCGAAAGAAAUUCUAAAAGACAAAACCGUGACACUGUUUGAAGCAGGAUUUGCUCCUGCUGCAAGAGUCUACAUCAGCGCUAAUGCUUCAUCAACACAACUGCUUCAGGAAUCUUCUUUGGAAAAGUUAGAAGAUGCAGAUGUUGCUAAUAUGAGCUUAGCUUGUGUUUUCAAAAUCCCCAACAAGACAACAGCUGCGACUUCUAAAAACAAAGAGGAAAAGUUGAAAAAAUUUCUAAAAAUCGGAAAAAGUUGAAAUUUCGCAUGUGAAUGGUGUUCCAAUGCUCCAAAUCUGCAGUACAACUGUUCUUAUAAUACAAAACUUAUUCUCACUUC